AUGGCGGGGGAGAAAGGGCCCAGCAAGCGAAGCACCAUGGAUAUCAAGCGACUGGCCAGCCUCAUCCAGAGAGGGACAGGUCGCCUACUGGUGAUUGAUAGCAGGACCUUUUCCGAAUAUAACGCGUCGCACGUGCAGGGAGCGAUCAACGUUUGCUGCUCCAAGCUGGUCAAGAGGCGGCUGCAGCAGGACAAGGUGGCGGUCACUGAGCUGCUGCAGCCCAACUGCAAAAUGAAGGUGGAGCUAGGCAGGAAGCAGGAAGUGGUGCUUUACGACCAGAGUUCCAAAGAAGCCGCUCAUCUGGCCAAAGACGGCUUUGUGCACAUUCUCAUGAGCAAAUUGGAGGGAACCUUCCACAAAGUCUCCUUGCUCACCGGAGGCUUCGCGGCGUUCUCCUCCUGCUUCCCCGGCCUGUGCGAAGGGAAGCCGCCGGCCGCUCUUCCCGUCAGCUUGUCGCAGCCCUGCUUACCCGUGGCCAACGUGGGGCCCACUCGCAUCCUGCCGCACCUCUACCUGGGUUCCCAGAAAGACGUCCUCAAUAAGGAUCUGAUGUCUCAGAACGGCAUAACCUACGUGCUAAACGCUAGCAACACGUGCCCCAAGCCGGACUUCAUCAGCGAAAGCCACUUCAUGCGCAUCCCGGUCAACGACAACUACUGCGAGAAAUUGCUCCCUUGGCUGGACAAAACCAACGAAUUCAUCGACAAAGCCAAGGUGUCCAACUGCAGAGUCAUUGUGCACUGCCUGGCCGGAAUCUCGCGUUCGGCGACCAUCGCCAUCGCGUACAUCAUGAAGACCAUGGGCCUGUCGUCGGAUGACGCCUACAGGUUCGUAAAGGACCGAAGACCCUCCAUAUCUCCCAACUUUAACUUCCUGGGUCAGCUGCUGGAGUUCGAGAAAGGUUUGCGACUGCUCCGAGCGUUAACUUCAGGCGCCGACGACGAGAACCCGGAAGGCCGCUCCGACCUCAACGGCGUCGACGCGUGUUUGGAGAUGAACCCCGGUCGCUACGACUCGCCUGCGGCGGAGCCCCAAAACCCGGAGCCCAAAGUAGCGUCGCCCUCGUCCCUCCGGCGGGGCUUCAACGGCCUGCGCCUCUCGGCCGACAGGAUCGUGGACACCAAUCGCCUGAAACGUUCCUUCUCCCUGGACAUUAAAUCGGUGUACUGCCCCGACGGCCCGCGCUCGGCCGCCUUGCCCGCGCACUCCCAAGACGUCCCCAAACUGUGCAAACUGGACAGCCCGACCUCCGACGGCGUCCCGGACAGUCCCGGCUCCUCCGACUCGCCCUUCCCUUCGCCGGGAAGCGAGGGGGUCCACCGGCCCGCCUCUUCCAGGUCCAGGAGGAAAGCCAAGCACGGCUCCGGCGCGUCGCCGAUCCGUUUCCGGCAACUCCCGCUGCUGCCGCCGCAGUCCCUCUGCCUGUCUCUGGACGAGAACUCCAAGUGUCCCUCGCUCCUGGCGCCGCCCUCUCUGCCCUCCCUGGGUUCCGGCGCCAUGUGGACCAAACACAGAGACGGCGUCCGGGCCGGCACCCCCGUCACUCCCGUCGCCGCCGAGGACCCGUGGCGCUCGGAGGAGGGCGGCGAACCGGAGCCGGACGGCGGAGGGACCCGCUCGCCCCUCCGCUUCGGGAGCAGCUCGGCGUACGUGGCGUUCGGCUGCAGCGAAGCGGCGCGCUUACGGGACAAACCCGCCAAGGAGAAGCCGCCGCGCGACGCCAACAACGACAAACAGUUCAAGCGGCGCAGCUGCCAGAUGGAGUUCGAGGAGGGCAUCUCCGAAACGCGCUCCCGGGAAGAACUGGGCAAGAUCGGGAAACAGUCCAGCUUCUCCGGGAGCCUGGAGAUCAUCGAGGUCUCCUGA
This is a messenger RNA of Nerophis lumbriciformis (worm pipefish), 1866 nucleotides long. The record is from RefSeq and is a predicted model, not a curated record. Lineage: Eukaryota; Metazoa; Chordata; Actinopteri; Syngnathiformes; Syngnathidae.